Molecule: messenger RNA, 1242 nt
Organism: Triticum turgidum subsp. durum (durum wheat)
Lineage: Eukaryota; Viridiplantae; Streptophyta; Magnoliopsida; Poales; Poaceae
Source: the annotation of a GenBank genome assembly
AUGAACGGACUCAGAAAAUUGAAGAAGGGGAUCAGCAGCAAGCGAGGCGACCCCCACGUCGCCCAACACGGCCAAACUCCAUAUGAUGAAUGGGAGGAGCAACAACGAUAUUAUUCGCCUUCACCGUUGGUGAGCUCAUCACCAUGGACGCCGCUGGUGAGCGCUUCACCACGGACGCCGCUGGUGAGCCCUUCAUUGAGGACGCUACAGGCGAGUCCUUCACCGCGGGCACCACCGGUGAGCCCCACGGGGUCACCAAAGACCCCAGGAGGGAGCCAGAAGAAGCAAGUGCUGGGCAAGGUAAAGAACAAGGCUAAGAAAUGGAUGCACCUUCUGCAUCACAAAAAGAAGCUUCCCCCGCACGAUGAGAUGAUGAUGUGGACACCACGUAUCGGGCCCAGCUCGGAUGACACCUACGGCAGGGGGGGACAAUACGAUGAUGAUGAGCGCCUUGGAACCCCAAGCACGGCACUACACCCAUCUUCAUUUGCUGAGUCAGAGUUCGAACCUGAGGUCUACGUGCAAGCAUCAUCAAGGCAGAACACGCCAGCCCCGAGCCCCACCGCUUGCCAGGAACAACCAUUCUUCAAGGUCAGCAGCAGGUUCGAGUCAGAAAUGAAGGAAGCCAAUGAAAUGCUGAUGGAAUCGAAGAAGCUGCGGGUCAAAACAUCCAAGCAGAAGACUGUGACAUUUGCACCGAUACUAGAAUACGGGCCAGAAAUCGAAAACAAAGUGUGGAGCGACAAGGAACGCCCUGAAUCGACAACCGAGAUAUUCAGAAAGGCAUGUGCUACAGUAUUCCAGGCUGCCCUCAAGAUAGUCUCUGGAAUCCAAGAUACAAUGGUAGCAUACAAUAUCGACAAAAGGCACAUGGUAGAGAAAUUAGUAUCAGUUAAUAGGUACCUUCUGCUCAAACUGGAGCCUAGUCCAGAUGACGAAGCACUUGCGGAAGUCAUCACUGAGGCUGUCCUAAAUCUGUUAGACGCGUGGACUGAGAAUGUCGAAAGGCCUUUGAUGCAGAGGGCGAAGACAAUCUCUUCUUGGUUCCUGCAAGAAGGGAGAGUAGAAUUACCUCCUGUUUCGCUGUCUACACGUCCUCGUGCUGCACAAGGUAAGCCACUAUUGUGCAAGGACAAUCCUAUCUGCAAAAAUAUGUCACUGAACACUAUAUUAGCUAACUGGAAACUUAUGACAUGCAGGUGCAGAAGAGUUCUAUUAAUUAGAGGAUUAACCACUGCUUGA